AUGGUAGCCACCCCGCCGCAGACACCGCGCCCGUUAGUACAAACGACGACUCAGACGACGUGCCAGUCUCGUUACGCGAACGCGGAGCCCCUGUUGAACCCGCCCCAUCGAUGUUUGAUCUUCCACAUCGACACACUCCCGCUCUUUGAGCACGCGCUCGUUGAACAUUCGGGCAUUGGACUCGUCGUUCUACCGACUCUUGAGGUAGGUGAUGGGGUCAAGCACAUGCGUGUCACUCGAGUGCCAGUCGACCUAGGUACCACCGCGUUGCGAGGCAUGCUAAGUCGGAGCGAAAGACAGCGCUGUGGGGGACAGUGUAUGCGCACGUGCCAAGGGAUGCAGCGCGAAGUCCUGAGGGAAGGCCUGUACGCGGAUGUGCAUGAAGAAGUGAACGAGAACCUGCGAUCGAUUGACGACGAGCGAGGAGAGCGACAGGAGAGGGGGAAGCCACUGAAUGAGCCAGGACCCCAGAAUUGCACUACCGAGAGCCCUUCCACCGCCGAGUCUCGCGUGUCUACCGUGCAAACAGCACAACGCGUCCGGUCACCCGUGUCACACAGGCACACGACCGAUGGCUGGAAUGCAAACAGGACCAGCGUCGGGUUCUGGGCGUGCGUCCGCGUCUCCAACAGCUCCACCAUCUCCGGUCUGAGCAGGCCUCGCGACCUCCCUAUCGCGCUCCUUCACAACAACGGGCGCACGCAUAUUCGCGCGCAAGUUCGGCUUGAAUUCCUCCGCAACGGACGCGGCGAGCUGAAUAACUCAGACUCGCUGUUCGCGAACGACUAG
This is a messenger RNA of Dichomitus squalens LYAD-421 SS1, 789 nucleotides long. RefSeq lists its product as uncharacterized. The coding region runs from base 1 to 789 and encodes 262 amino acids. The transcript has 5 exons. NCBI's taxonomy places the organism in Eukaryota, Fungi, Basidiomycota, Agaricomycetes, Polyporales, Polyporaceae. The record is from RefSeq and is a predicted model, not a curated record.